AUGCAACUCCUCAAGUACAUCACCCCCCUCCUCUCCCUCCUCCCCAUCAUCCACGCCCUCCCCAGCCCCAGCAGCUGCACCACCGUUGCUCCAGCCAUCGCCCGCGUCUCUGAGGCACAGCCCGUAGCCUCCUACCUCCCGGGCUUCCGCAUCUCCCAACAGACCGGCGCAACAAACAAGGAAGACAUGUUCGCCGAGUUCAAUAUCCCCCCGGGAAGCUGGGGCUGCACGCUCUCCUACUCCUUCCCCGCUGGCAGCGCGGUCACGACCACCGGCGCGGCCCCCGUGGAAAUCUUCUCGGUCAGCGGUCCGCUGAGCCGCUCGCCCCACGGCAUUGAUGUCUCGUGGGCGUACUGCCCGGCGCCCGGGGCUCUGGUCGGCCAGACCACAUUCCACGCGGAUCCGAGCCAGGCGACGACAAGGUUCAUCAAUAGCUUUGGGUGUGCGAAUGCCAUGACUUACCGGUUGAGUAUUGCGGGAUGGUAUAAGCAGGCGACGAGUGUGGAGUUUGCGCAGAGUGCGAGUGCUGGCUUGAGGAUGACUUAUAAUUGUUAA
This is a messenger RNA of Aspergillus clavatus NRRL 1, 555 nucleotides long. RefSeq lists its product as uncharacterized. The coding region runs from base 1 to 555 and encodes 184 amino acids. The record is from RefSeq and is a predicted model, not a curated record. The transcript has a single exon. Lineage: Eukaryota; Fungi; Ascomycota; Eurotiomycetes; Eurotiales; Aspergillaceae.